AUGAGUGGGAAUCCCGAGAAUACCAGUGCCAAUUCCAAUGCAAGUACUACUACCAAUACAAAUUCCAAUAAUAACAGUACAAAUACAAACGGUAGUACAAAUGCUAUAACGUCAACCCCCCAUUCUCCAUCAAGAUCAACUCGUAAUAUAUCCCCUUCAAGACUACAACCAGAGAAUUCCAAAGCUCUACCCUCCACAUCUCCCAGACGUCGCAAUAUUGGGAAAUCCAUCUUUAGUGAUCGUUAUAUACCAAAUAGAACCGGGGUAGAUUUACAAGCUGCUUUUAGUUUAUCUAAUCAGGACGUUGUCCCGGAUUUACGACGAGAAAAUAACUCAACGUCAAUUGUAAAUACCGACGUUAAUGGCGUUGAUAACGAGAUUGAAAUAAGAAAAGAAGAAGAAGCCAAUCGAACGUUCCUGUCAGUUUUGAAAGCAGAGCUUUUCGGCGACCAAGUCCCCAAUAUCACUGCUGAUUUAUCCAAAAAUAGGUCAUCAAGAAACACUCCUAAUCGUACUACUACUGCAACGACUAAUACUAAUACCAAUACUAAUACUAAUACCAAUACUAAUAAUAAUAAUACAUCUCCAACAAACACACCUAAUGAUGACCACAAUCUAAGAACAACUCCACCAAGAUCGACAAUCAAUUCUCAAGCCAAUGAUUCAAAUAUAACUUCCACUCCAAGACAAAGCGCCAAUCUAUUCACCUACCAAUCCCCCAAUAAACCUAGACCAAUAUCAAGAGAUUUACAAAAUGAAUUAUAUUCUUUAUCACCAGUUAGACAAGAACUGCAAAAAUUAUUAUUAAGCCCCCAGAAAAAACCCAGGAAAAUAUCAAAAGUUCCUUAUAGAGUGCUUGAUGCUCCCGAAUUAUCUGAUGAUUUUUAUCUUAAUCUAGUUGAUUGGGGCCAACAAGAUAUUUUAGCAGUUGGUUUGGGUGAUUCAGUUUACUUAUGGGAUGGUUCUACUCAAUCAGUCGAUCGAUUAUGUAAUUUGGAUAAUAAAGAUAAAGUAACUAGUCUCAAUUGGAUUGGAUCAGGUACGCAUUUGGCAAUUGGUACUCUGAAAGGUUUAGUUGAAAUAUGGGAUGCAAAUAAAAUCAAAUGUGUUCGUACAAUGACGGGUCAUUCUUUAAGAGUUAGUUCUUUAGCUUGGAAUGAACAUAUAUUAUCAAGUGGUUCAAGAGAUCGGUCAAUUUUAAAUCGGGAUGUUAGAAUCGAAGAUCAUUAUAUUAAUAAAUUAGAAUCUCAUCGUCAAGAAGUUUGUGGCUUGAAAUGGAAUAUUGAAGAAAAUAAAUUAGCCAGUGGUGGUAAUGAUAAUAAAUUAUUCAUUUGGGAUGGGUUAAAUACAAAGCCUCUACAUACUUUCACCGAUCAUUCAGCUGCAGUUAAAGCAAUUAGUUGGUCCCCGCAUCAAAGAGGUAUUUUAGCCAGUGGUGGUGGAACUGCCGACAAGACAAUUAAAACUUGGAAUACUUUAACUGGUCAAUUAUUGAAUAACGUUAAUACUGGUUCUCAAGUUUGUAAUUUAAUCUGGCUGAAAAAUUCAAAUGAAUUGGUAAGUACUCAUGGUUACUCUAGAAAUCAAAUAAUCGUUUGGAAAUAUCCUUCAAUGCAACAAAUUGCUCAAUUGACUGGUCAUACUUAUAGAGUGCUUUAUCUAUCUUUAUCUCCAGAUGGUGAAACAAUUGUCACCGGUGCUGGUGAUGAAACCUUAAGAUUCUGGAACGUUUUUGAAAAAAAUAAACAUGAUGAUCCUCCUUCUUCAGUUUUACUAGAUGCUUUUCUGCAACUAAGAUAA
Messenger RNA from Hyphopichia burtonii NRRL Y-1933, 1800 nucleotides. RefSeq names its product Cdh1p (gene CDH1). Gene Ontology annotation, cellular component: anaphase-promoting complex. NCBI's taxonomy places the organism in Eukaryota, Fungi, Ascomycota, Pichiomycetes, Serinales, Debaryomycetaceae. Gene Ontology annotation, molecular function: anaphase-promoting complex binding; ubiquitin ligase activator activity; protein binding. The coding region runs from base 1 to 1800 and encodes 599 amino acids. The transcript has 2 exons. The record is from RefSeq and is a predicted model, not a curated record. Gene Ontology annotation, biological process: positive regulation of ubiquitin protein ligase activity; positive regulation of anaphase-promoting complex-dependent catabolic process; anaphase-promoting complex-dependent catabolic process.